Molecule: messenger RNA, 2040 nt
Organism: Linnemannia hyalina
Lineage: Eukaryota; Fungi; Mortierellomycota; Mortierellomycetes; Mortierellales; Mortierellaceae
Source: the annotation of a GenBank genome assembly
AUGGACUCUCAAUACCCUCACACCACAGCAACAACAACGGCACCAUCAACGCCGGACAGUCACACGAUCGACAUGUCUUCAGGUCUCGAUAUCUCCGCCUCGGAAAUCUCCCGAUCAAUGUCAACCAGGAGACUCCAGGCUAGCCAUUCAACAGAAAACUUCUUCGACGGCCCACCACCAGUUAUCGACGAGGAGGAACUUCACUCCAUCGUUGGCCAGCACCUUGUCAUCGCCCCUGUCCCCGCAGAGAUCGACACCUCAACGCCCUCGAUCCAUUCCGACUCUAAUCUCGAGGUCCUCAAUGAUUCUGCCGCCUCUCAGCGCCGCCUCUCUUCCGUCACCGCCACACCCACCACCUCUGCCGAUUCGGUCACCGAGAGCGCCACAACAGAUGGAUCGGCCACCCUCAACUCCCAUUUCCAACUCCAAGGUGGUGCCGACGCCAACGAUGUUUACAAGUGGCACGAGAAGCAGACAAGACGCCAAUUGGGCGCAAGAUCAUAUACCUACCAUGCCCCUUCUAAGAAGGACAUGACCAUCGAGACCAUGAAGGCCCCCGGAGGAUUCCGCCGCCAUUACAUCCAGAACGAGGCCGUCGCUCGCGGCGAGCCCGCACCAGCUCUCCCCACAAAGUCGUUCAUCCACUUCCUGGGCCUGUUCAACAUGUACGAGAUAGAUAACUUUGCCGGCGAGAAAUUCCGUUCGAUCCCCAAGCGGUCGAUUGUUGUCCCAAAGGAUGCCGAUAAAAGACGUCUGUCGAUGGCAGACACUCUUGGCAGCCGGCGGUACUACAUGCCUGGCGAGAAUCUGAAGGAGGACGAGGAGGCGAUUGAGGAGCCUGAGGAAAAGAUUUCCUUCUCCAAGGCCGUCGGAAUGCUUUUCAAAACGUUUAUUGCCAGCGGUAUUCUCUUCCUGCCGAAUGCGUUCAAGAACGGUGGAAUACUCUUUGCUCCUCUCUUCAUGACUCUGAUAGCCGUCCUCUGUCUGCACUCCUUCUUGCUUCUGGUUAAGUGUCGCGAGCUGCACCCUGGUUCUUAUGGUGACAUUGGACAGCGCUUUUACGGUCGCUGGAUGCGAUAUAUUGUUCUCUUUGCCAUUGCCAUUUCCCAAUUCGGAUUCUGCAGUGGUUACUGUAUCUUCUUUGCCCAGCAGUUUGCGAUUGUGGUCAACAGUCUAGGAGGUGCCGAUUUGGACAAGAUUGUCUGGAUCGCCAUCUUCUUUGUGAUCCUCGUGCCCUUUACCCUAGUGCGCAACAUUGGCAAGCUUGGUUUUAGCACCCUGGUGGCCGAUCUGUGCAUCAUUGUUGGUCUGAUCUACUUGUACACCUACGAUAUCAAGGAGCUGAUCAUCAACCAGGGCUCGCCUACCCCUCUUCGUCUCUUCAACUCGGAAGACUUUGGUCUCUUUAUCGGAACUGCUGUGUUCUCGUUUGAAGGAAUUGGAAUGGUUAUUCCUAUUUGCGGAAGCAUGGCCAAUCCCAAGCAGUUCCCUCGUGCAUUGACCAUUGUGCUCUCCAUUGUCUGUGUCCUCCUCGUCAGCUUUGGUUGUUUAGGCUAUGCAGCCUACGGUGACAACGUCAAGACGAUUGUCCUCGAUGACCUUCCUAACGCCACUGGUGGAGAGAAGGCUGGCAAGAACGCUAUCCAGCUGCUCUACGUCAUCGCGAUCUACUUGACCACCCCGUUGAUGUUGUUCCCUUGCAUCCGCAUUAUGGAGCAUAUUAUCGGAUCAGUUAUCGACAGAUCGAAUGGUGGCAAGAUGACGACGUUGAAGGAGAAUGUGGUCCGUGUGUUGAUUGACUUUGCGGUUGCGGCUGUUGCCUAUGCUGGUUACAACAAGUUGGAUAUCUUUAUUAGUUUUGUCGGAUCGUUUGCCUGUGCUCCAUUGUUGUUUAUCUUCCCUCCACUGUUCCAUUUGAAGGCUUUCCCCAACCAACCCAUGUGGCGCAAGGGUAGCGACGUGUGCCUUAUCCUCUUUGGCUUCGUCGUCUUCUUCUACACCCUUACCAUCACCAUCCAGUCCUUCUCCAGGCAGGAGUAG